Solanum dulcamara is the source of this 1172-nucleotide messenger RNA. Its product is annotated as acyl-CoA--sterol O-acyltransferase 1-like. Lineage: Eukaryota; Viridiplantae; Streptophyta; Magnoliopsida; Solanales; Solanaceae. The transcript has a single exon. The record is from RefSeq and is a predicted model, not a curated record. The coding region runs from base 35 to 1090 and encodes 351 amino acids. Gene Ontology annotation, biological process: lipid metabolic process.
CAUAUUCCAAGAAGUAGAGGAAAUUAACAUAGAAAUGGAAGGGGAGAUCCACAAUUUUAUUGUUGUAUGGGCUAUUGUCUUAACAAGUUUAUGUUACUCUCACACAAUUUCCAAAUUCAUUCCAAAAGGCAAAUCAAGAUUUGUGGCUAUAAUUCCAAUAGUUUGUCUAUUUUUCAUUCUUCAUCUUUAUCUCACCUCCAUUAUUCUUGGUGCCACUACUUUUUUCUUUAUUGCAGGGCUAGCCACUUCUAAGCUCAUUCUUUUUGCUUUUGGUAAAGGCCCUUUGUCAUCAAUCCCACCUCUACCACUUUCAACAUUCAUUCCCUUGGCUUGUUUGCCUAUAGAGUUACAAAAAUAUUCAACUAGUGAUAAUGUUACAACCAAAAAAAAGACCACAAAUUCAACUUUGAAACAUGUUACCAAGAUUGCACUUCUAGCCAUUUUGGUUAGGGUGUAUAGCUACAAGGACAAUUUGCAUCCAAAAAUAAUUCUCUUCCUCUAUUGCCUACACAUUUACAUCACAUUAGAGAUCAUAUUGAAUUUAGUUAGGGCCGUGGUAAGAAGGGUGAGUCGAGUCGACCUCAACCCACCCUUCGAUGAGCCUUACAUGGCUAGCUCGCUCCAGGAUUUCUGGGGCAAGAGAUGGAACCUUAUGGUAACUAAUAUGCUCCGUCUGACUGUCUACGAUCCUAUCCGUUUGAUUGUGGCGGACCGGAUCCCGAGCAUGUGGGCUCCAAUUCCGGCCGUGCUCGCCACGUUUUUUGCCUCGGGGCUAGUGCAUGAGCUGUUUUUCUACUACAUUAUUGGAAGAUUGAAGCCCAGUGGUGAAGCCAUGAUGUUCUUUCUCAUUCAUGGAGUGGCUUUGAGUCUUGAAAUUGUUAUUAAGAAAAUUUUCAAUGGAAAAUUUUUGGUUCCUAGGAUUAUUUCAGGUCCAUUAGCACUUAGUUUUAUAAUUUUCACAAGUUUUUGGUUGUUUUUUCCUCCUUUAUUAAGGGGUAAUACAGAGCUUAAAGUAUGUACCGAAUUUAUUGCUUUCUUUAAAUUUAUUAGGUAUGGUCAAUUAAUUAGUCCUACCAAUAUCACAUGUUAACUUUUGUAAGAAUAUUAAUUCAUGGUGGACUAAGGUUUGUAUGUGUUAUGCUAAAAUUAAUUUGAAUGCCAUGUGAAAGUUA